Molecule: messenger RNA, 2762 nt
Organism: Daphnia pulicaria
Lineage: Eukaryota; Metazoa; Arthropoda; Branchiopoda; Diplostraca; Daphniidae
Product: coronin-2B-like
Exons: 8
Coding region: 229-2187 (652 amino acids)
Biological process (GO): actin filament organization
Molecular function (GO): actin filament binding
Source: RefSeq, a predicted model, not a curated record
GCCAUGCCCGUCAGUUGGCUCCGCGCCUCCGUCGCUCACUCGUCAACCAUUUCCCCCCUCCGUCCGGUCGCCUCUUCGAUUUUAUUUUUACUUUUUUUUUCAACAUUUUCGGUGGAAUUUCGGCCCAGUUCUACGUGACUAGCAAACACAAACAAUAGGCGCUUGAUGUAGUGUUAAUUGAAACCUGAAAGGGGAUCCACCAUUAUCAGUCAAGUUGUCGGCGAAGCCAUGACGAAUACAUCGCAGCUGUCGUUCCGUGGCGUGAGGGCCUCCAAAUUCCGCCACGUCUACGGCCAAGUUGCCCGCAAAGACAAGUGCUACGAGAACGUCAAAAUCACCAAAGACGCCCACGAUUCCAAUUGCUGCGCCGCCAAUCCCAAAUUCCUGGCCAUCAUCACCGAAGUGGCCGGAGGCGGAGCUUUUAUCGUUUUGCCGCUGGAGAAGACGGGCCGGUUGGAUCUCAACGCUGGGAAGGUGACGGGCCACGCCGGUCCCGUGCUCGACAUCAAAUGGAAUCCGUUCAACGACAACGUCAUCGCUUCCGCCUCGGAGGAUUGCACCGUCAAGUUGUGGCACAUCCCCGACGGCGGGUUCACGGACAACGUCCAGCAGUGGCUGGUGGAGCUGCGCGGCCACAAGAGGCGCUGCACGUACAUCGAAUGGCACCCGACGGCCGACAACGUCCUCCUCAGCGCCGGCUCUGAUCACCUGAUUUUCGUGUGGAACAUCGGGACCAGCACGCCCAUCAACGUCAUCAAAUGUCACCCGGAUGUCAUUUAUUCCAUGUCGUUCAACCGCGACGGCUCCCUGCUGGCCACCACCUGCAAGGACAAGCAGUUGCGCAUCAUCGAGCCGAGGACGGGCCGAGUGGUCAAGGAAGGCACCUGCCACGUCGGCAGUAAAUCCAGCAAAGUCGUUUACCUGGGCGACACGGGCCGGCUCUUUACGACCGGAUUCUCGCGCACGUCGGAUCGCCAAUACGCCCUGUGGUCGCAGGAGGACCUGGGCGUGCCGCUGCGGAGCGAGAUGAUCGAUUCCUCUUCGGGGAUCCUGAUCCCCUACUACGACGCCGACACGCGGAUGAUUUACGUGGCCGGCAAGGGCGACGGCAACAUCCGCUACUACGAGAUCGUCGACGAGGAGCCGUGGAUUCAUUACCUGACGCAAUACCUGUCGGGCUCGCCGCAGCGCGGCCUCGGCUUCAUGCCCAAGCGCGGCGUACAGACGCAACUCUGCGAGACGUUCCGCUUCUACAAAUUGCACGCGACGCGCGGAUUGUGCGAGCCCAUCUCGAUGAUCGUCCCGCGCAAGAGCGAAACUUACCAGGACGAUCUCUACCCCGACACGGCAGCUCCCACUCCGUCGCUCACGGCCGAGGAGUGGAUCAAGGGCACCAAUCGAGACCCCGUCCUCAUGUCCAUGAAAACAGGAUCGGUCUUGCCGCACACAGUCAGGACGUUCAAGCCCGUCCGCUACGACCCGGUGGAGCGCAAACUCUUGACGUCGGACAAGAAUAAUGACAAAAAGUUUGCUUUCAUCACGCAAGAAACAGUCGUCGACUAUCGACCGGUCGAGCGGGCCGAAUCCGGUUUCCACGACAUGAACCCGUCGACGGACGAGGACGAAAUGGCCUCGUCCGAUUCGCACGAGAAUGACGAGGAAGACGACGACGACGAGGAUGACAGUGAUCCGACGGCUCAACGCGAGAGGAUCCGUCGAAAUCACGUCUGGGCCAUCAUCAGCUUGCUGGAAGAGCAAGCCAAAGGACCUUAUCACUUGAUGAUGCGUGCGGCAGACGCCAAGGCAGCAAAGACCUCCUGCAACUUGGGCACAAAGUUCCAACAAACUCAACAAAUGUGGUCGCGACCGACUCGUUCCAUGACUCAGUUGAACAUUAUUUCGCCUACCAAUGGCAUGCAUAAAGCGAAUAGCAUCGGGAUCGGAAGCAUCGGAGCGGCCAAUCAGCGCGCCAUUUCCGGAACGGCUUUCAUGUCUUCUGAGAAAGCCAUCGAAAUCAUCGACGCUCCUGCCCAGGGAAUGGAGUUACGGCGAUCGACGAACGAUGCCCAAAUCGAAGAAAUCCGUCGCCUCAAGCAGCAACUGGCACUCAAAGACCGGCGCAUUCACGAACUGGAGGAGCAACUCCAACGUUACAAAAAUUCUUUUAUCGGCGACUCGACGGCGUGAUGGGCAGAGCAGCUGGCAAGCGUCAAAACACCAUCGCCCGGCCUUUCCCGGCCAAUUUCGAGGAAGACUGACGCUAAAGUCCCGUCACUCUUUUUCCAUCCGUGUUGUAUAUAAAUUAUGCAAGGAGUCUGUCAUCAGACCUUCUUUUUUUCUUUUCUUCUUUUUUUUUUUUCGCUUCAAACUUGUGUGUGUGUUGCGAUGACGCGCUUCCCUGUUGCGAAGUCGAACGGCCGCAGUAGAUAGGUCCAUCUGGCCAACGUCUCGCUUUAUCCACUCGGAAAUUGUUCGCUGGUCGAAUGCCAGUUUCGUGCAUUUGCAGCUUUCAUUUCGUUGUUUUCUGUGAGAAUAUUUUGUUUUUUCUGCCUCACCGGAAUUGACUUGGAAUUUUUUUUCUUUUUUCUCUCAUUUGCUCGAAACCGUUAAGCAUUUGGUCUUUUUCCUUUUUUUUCGAUUUGCGCCGCCUCGCCUGACUAGGAUUGUGUGUAAAAAAGUUAAAAGACGUGUUUUUUUUUUCCUUUGGCUCUUUCUUAUAAAUAUAUACAUAUGACAUCAUAAAUCAUUCCAUUGACUUUGAA